Molecule: messenger RNA, 1662 nt
Organism: Cryphonectria parasitica EP155
Lineage: Eukaryota; Fungi; Ascomycota; Sordariomycetes; Diaporthales; Cryphonectriaceae
Exons: 3
Coding region: 1-1662 (553 amino acids)
Biological process (GO): transmembrane transport
Molecular function (GO): transmembrane transporter activity
Source: RefSeq, a predicted model, not a curated record
AUGGCUCUUGCAAGUGAGAGAGAAGACAGUCCAGCAAUUGAUAAACCACAGCCAAGACCAGCAGAAGCUCCAACACUUCCGGUGCGCUGGCGUGAUCUUCCCAACAAGACACAACUUUUCAUCCUGGCACUGUGUCGCCUGUCCGAACCACUUUCCAACGUGUGCCUCCUCCCCUACCUCUUCUACCUGGUCCGGUCCGCGCUCACCUCUGGAGACUCUCUGAAAGGUGGCACGAAUCCUCCUCCCACGCCAGACGACAUCAGCUACACCUCAGGCCUUCUCGUGGCCUCGUUCCCUCUCGCCCAGUUCCUCGUUUCCCUCCCGUGGGGCUGGCUGUCGGACCACCACGGGCGCAGGCCCUCCAUCCUCCUCGGCCUGCUGGUCUCCGCCAUGGCCAAUGCGGCUUUUGGGUUCAGCCGCAGCCUGGGAUGGCUGUUCUUCUGGCGCAGUGUCGCGGGUGUGGCCAACGGCAAUGUGGGUCUCAUGAGGACCGUCACGGCCGAGCUGGUGACGGACAGGAGGCUGCAGACGCGGGCUUUCCUUGUGCUGCCUCUGGUGUUUAACAGCGGUAUGGUCGCCAGCCUGGCACUGGGCGGUCUUUUGGCCGAGCCUGUGGAGAAAAUGCCUGGUCUGUUUGGUCCCGAUGGCAUCCUCAACUGGGGAGGGAAUGAGGAAGGGGUCGUGUGGAUGACAAGGUAUCCCUUUGCGCUGCCUGCUCUGAUGAACGCCUUUGUGCUGAGUAUAGCUCUCGUGUUGGCUGUGCUUGGGUUGAGGGAGACGUUGGUAGGGAAGGAGAAUGAGGGGAGGGGCCUACUGUCUCGACAUGACAACAAUAUCAACAACAGAGGCAUCAGAUAUCAACUGCUCAGCAGCGGUCAGCAGUCUGAGGAGGCCAAGAGGUAUUCCACGGCUUUUCAUAACACUGCGACGCCCCCUCCUGGUAGGAAAGAAACCGAGCUGUCCUUCCGAAAGAUCUGGACGCGGCGGGUUGUUGCAGCCAUGGUCUCGUUUGGUCUACUGCCUCUGCACAAUUCAGCCUUCAUGCACAUCUUCCCAAUCUACCUCUCCACACCCCGUCGUGGUAGCGGCGGCGAGAUCGAUGAACAAAACGCCAACAACGCCGAGGAGGCUACCACCAGGACCGAAGCCUUGUUCACAGGCGGCCUCGCCCUCGACGCCAGGACAAUCGGCCUCUGGCUGUCCCUCUUCGGCAUCUGCGGCAUCGCCCUCCAACUCCUGGCCUACCCACGCCUACAAUCCCAUCUCGGCGGCACCCUCGCCGUCUUCCGCCUCAGCCUGCUCCUCUUCCCAGCCGUGUACGCCGCCGCACCCUUCCUCGGCGCCCUACCCGCAGACACGGUAUGGCAAUGGCUCGGCCUCGCCCUCGUCGCGGGGUUCCAGAUUGGCGCCCGAACGCUGGCUAUUCCGAGCACGGUUGUCCUGCUGACCGAGGCGGCUCCCUCGAGGGCGGUGCUGGGGACUGUGCACGGCGCGGGAGGGAUGCUUGCGAGUCUGGCCAGGGCGGCUGGGCCGGCGGUGGGCGGGUGGGUGUUUGCUUUGGGGGUGCGCCACGAGGUGAUUGGGGCUGCUUGGUGGUUCUAUCUGGUGCCGACUGCUUUGAUGGCCUUGUUGUGGUGUUUUCUGGCGCAGAGAGACGAGUGA